This is a messenger RNA of Salmo salar (Atlantic salmon), 5806 nucleotides long. The record is from RefSeq and is a predicted model, not a curated record. NCBI's taxonomy places the organism in Eukaryota, Metazoa, Chordata, Actinopteri, Salmoniformes, Salmonidae.
UUGAGAGUCAGGCUCCCAGGAGGGAUGUCGUGUUCUUGCUGGAUGGAUCUGAUGGCACUAGGAGUGGAUUCCCAGCAAUGCGGGACUUUGUUCAAAGAGUAGUGGAGACACUCGGUGUGGAUGAGAACAGAGAUCGCGUGGCUGUGGUCCAGUACAGUAAAGAUCCAGCAGCCCAAUUCUAUCUGAACACAUACACAACAAAAGGAGAGAUUCUCAACACUGUAAGAGGUCUGAGACACAAAGGUGGGAGACCUCUUAACACUGGAGCUGCUCUCCAGUAUGUGAGAGACAAUGUCUUUACUGUCUCCUCCGGAAGUCGACGCAUUGAAGGUGUUCCACAGUUACUGAUUCUGCUGAGUGGUGGAAGGUCCUUUGACAAUGUUGACACUCCAGCUUCUGCUCUGAAGGAGCUUGGGGUCUUGAUCUUUGGAAUUGGAACAAGGAGCUCCGAUAGCAGAGAAUUGCAGAGGAUAUCACAUGAUCCCAGUUACGCUCUGUCUGUCUCUGACUUCACUGACCUUCCAAACAUCCAGCAGCAACUUCUGUCCUCGGUGGAGGCAGUUGUUAUUGAGGUUACGCCAGAAUCGACAACAGAUUUAGUUGAUCAUGACACCUCCAGAAAGGAUGUGGUAUUCCUUGUGGAUGGUUCUGAUGGCACAAGGAAUGGAUUCCCAGCAAUGCGUGAUUUUGUUCAGAGAGUAGUGGGGAAACUCAAUGUGGGAGGAGACAAAGACCGCGUUUCUGUUGUCCAGUACGGUAGAGAUCAAGAAGUUCAUUUCUAUCUGAACACAUACACCACAAAGGAGGACAUUCUUGACACUGUCAGAAGUCUGAGGCACAGAGGAGGUAGACCCCUUAACACUGGGGCAGCCCUCCAAUACGUACGGGACAAUGUCUUUACUGCCUCCUCUGGAAGCAGAAGCCAAGAGGGCGUCCCUCAGAUGCUGAUACUGCUGAGUGGGGGAAGGUCCAGUGAUAAUGUUGACAUACCAGCUUCUGCCCUGAAAGAGAGUGGGGUCUUGAUCUUUGGCAUUGGAACCAGAAAUUCCAGCAGAGAGGUUCAAAGGAUUGCCACUGAUCCUAGUUUUUCCCAGUCUGUUUCUGAAUUCUCUGACCUCCCCAGCGUCCAGGAGCAGUUUUUCUCCUCACUCAUAACUGUACAAGUUGAGGCCACACCCAUAACCCCAAGAGUCAUAGUGGACCAAAGCAUUGCCAGAAAGGAUGUAGUAUUCCUGCUGGAUGGUUCUGAUGGCACUAGGAAUGGCUUUCCAGCAAUGCGUGACUUUGUUCAAAGAGUGGUAGAGAAACUCACUGUGGAGGAGAACAGAGAUCGAGUCUCUGUGGUCCAGUAUAGCAGAGAAUCAGAGGCCCACUUCUAUCUGAACACUUACACAACAAAGGAAGACGUCGUGGACACCGUAAGAGGCCUGAGGCACAAAGGAGGGAGACCCCUCAACACUGGGGCAGCUCUCCAGUAUGUCAGGGACAAUGUCUUUAUUGCCUCCUCCGGAAGUAGGCGCCUUGAAGGUGUUCCACAGAUUCUGAUACUGCUGAAUGGUGGAAGGUCCUUUGACAAUGUAGAUACACCAGCGUCUGCUCUCAAGGAGCUUGGUGUCUUGGUGUUUGGAAUUGGAACAAGGAGCUCUGAUAGCAGAGAAUUACAAAAAUAUCCUAUGACCCCAGUUAUGCUCUUUCCGUGUCUGAAUUUACUGACCUCCCCAACGUCCAACAGCAGCUUCUUUCUGCUAUGAGCACUGUCAUUGUACAGGUCACAACCAUGACACCAACAGUAAUACCAACAAUACUAGUUGAGAGUCAGGCUCCCAGGAGGGAUGUCGUGUUCUUGCUGGAUGGAUCUGAUGGCACUAGGAGUGGAUUCCCAGCAAUGCGGGACUUUGUUCAAAGAGUAGUGGAGACACUCGGUGUGGAUGAGAACAGAGAUCGCGUGGCUGUGGUCCAGUACAGUAAAGAUCCAGCAGCCCAAUUCUAUCUGAACACAUACACAACAAAAGGAGAGAUUCACAACACUGUAAGAGGUCUGAGACACAAAGGUGGGAGACCUCUUAACACUGGAGCUGCUCUCCAGUAUGUGAGAGACAAUGUCUUUACUGUCUCCUCCGGAAGUCGACGCAUUGAAGGUGUUCCACAGUUACUGAUUCUGCUGAGUGGUGGAAGGUCCUUUGACAAUGUUGACACUCCAGCUUCUGCUCUGAAGGAGCUUGGGGUCUUGAUCUUUGGAAUUGGAACAAGGAGCUCCGAUAGCAGAGAAUUGCAGAGGAUAUCACAUGAUCCCAGUUACGCUCUGUCUGUCUCUGACUUCACUGACCUUCCAAACAUCCAGCAGCAACUUCUGUCCUCGGUGGAGGCAGUUGUUAUUGAGGUUACGCCAGAAUCGACAACAGAUUUAGUUGAUCAUGACACCUCCAGAAAGGAUGUGGUAUUCCUUGUGGAUGGUUCUGAUGGCACAAGGAAUGGAUUCCCAGCAAUGCGUGAUUUUGUUCAGAGAGUAGUGGGGAAACUCAAUGUGGGAGGAGACAAAGACCGCGUUUCUGUUGUCCAGUACGGUAGAGAUCAAGAAGUUCAUUUCUAUCUGAACACAUACACCACAAAGGAGGACAUUCUUGACACUGUCAGAAGUCUGAGGCACAGAGGAGGUAGACCCCUUAACACUGGGGCAGCCCUCCAAUACGUACGGGACAAUGUCUUUACUGCCUCCUCUGGAAGCAGAAGCCAAGAGGGCGUCCCUCAGAUGCUGAUACUGCUGAGUGGGGGAAGGUCCAGUGAUAAUGUUGACAUACCAGCUUCUGCCCUGAAAGAGAGUGGGGUCUUGAUCUUUGGCAUUGGAACCAGAAAUUCCAGCAGAGAGGUUCAAAGGAUUGCCACUGAUCCUAGUUUUUCCCAGUCUGUUUCUGAAUUCUCUGACCUCCCCAGCGUCCAGGAGCAGUUUUUCUCCUCACUCAUAACUGUACAAGUUGAGGCCACACCCAUAACCCCAAGAGUCAUAGUGGACCAAAGCAUUGCCAGAAAGGAUGUAGUAUUCCUGCUGGAUGGUUCUGAUGGCACUAGGAAUGGCUUUCCAGCAAUGCGUGACUUUGUUCAAAGAGUGGUAGAGAAACUCACUGUGGAGGAGAACAGAGAUCGAGUCUCUGUGGUCCAGUAUAGCAGAGAAUCAGAGGCCCACUUCUAUCUGAACACUUACACAACAAAGGAAGACGUUGUGGACACCGUAAGAGGCCUGAGGCACAAAGGAGGGAGACCCCUCAACACUGGGGCAGCUCUCCAGUAUGUCAGGGACAAUGUCUUUAUUGCCUCCUCCGGAAGUAGGCGCCUUGAAGGUGUUCCACAGAUUCUGAUACUGCUGAAUGGUGGAAGGUCCUUUGACAAUGUAGAUACACCAGCGUCUGCUCUCAAGGAGCUUGGUGUCUUGGUGUUUGGAAUUGGAACAAGGAGCUCUGAUAGCAGAGAAUUACAAAAAAUAUCCUAUGACCCCAGUUAUGCUCUUUCCGUGUCUGAAUUUACUGACCUCCCCAACGUCCAACAGCAGCUUCUUUCUGCUAUGAGCACUGUCAUUGUACAGGUCACAACCAUGACACCAACAGUAAUACCAACAAUACUAGUUGAGAGUCAGGCUCCCAGGAGGGAUGUCGUGUUCUUGCUGGAUGGAUCUGAUGGCACUAGGAGUGGAUUCCCAGCAAUGCGGGACUUUGUUCAAAGAGUAGUGGAGACACUCGGUGUGGAUGAGAACAGAGAUCGCGUGGCUGUGGUCCAGUACAGUAAAGAUCCAGCAGCCCAAUUCUAUCUGAACACAUACACAACAAAAGGAGAGAUUCUCAACACUGUAAGAGGUCUGAGACACAAAGGUGGGAGACCUCUUAACACUGGAGCUGCUCUCCAGUAUGUGAGAGACAAUGUCUUUACUGUCUCCUCCGGAAGUCGACGCAUUGAAGGUGUUCCACAGUUACUGAUUCUGCUGAGUGGUGGAAGGUCCUUUGACAAUGUUGACACUCCAGCUUCUGCUCUGAAGGAGCUUGGGGUCUUGAUCUUUGGAAUUGGAACAAGGAGCUCCGAUAGCAGAGAAUUGCAGAGGAUAUCACAUGAUCCCAGUUACGCUCUGUCUGUCUCUGACUUCACUGACCUUCCAAACAUCCAGCAGCAACUUCUGUCCUCGGUGGAGGCAGUUGUUAUUGAGGUUACGCCAGAAUCGACAACAGAUUUAGUUGAUCAUGACACCUCCAGAAAGGAUGUGGUAUUCCUUGUGGAUGGUUCUGAUGGCACAAGGAAUGGAUUCCCAGCAAUGCGUGAUUUUGUUCAGAGAGUAGUGGGGAAACUCAAUGUGGGAGGAGACAAAGACCGCGUUUCUGUUGUCUCGUACGGUAGAGAUCAAGAAGUUCAUUUCUAUCUGAACACAUACACCACAAAGGAGGACAUUCUUGACACUGUCAGAAGUCUGAGGCACAGAGGAGGUAGACCCCUUAACACUGGGGCAGCCCUCCAAUACGUACGGGACAAUGUCUUUACUGCCUCCUCUGGAAGCAGAAGCCAAGAGGGCGUCCCUCAGAUGCUGAUACUGCUGAGUGGGGGAAGGUCCAGUGAUAAUGUUGACAUACCAGCUUCUGCCCUGAAAGAGAGUGGGGUCUUGAUCUUUGGCAUUGGAACCAGAAAUUCCAGCAGAGAGGUUCAAAGGAUUGCCACUGAUCCUAGUUUUUCACAGUCUGUUUCUGAAUUCACUGACCUCCCCAGCAUCCAGGAGCAGUUUUUCUCCUCACUCAUAACUGUACAGGUUGAGGCCACACCCAUAACCCCACCAGUCAUAGUGGACCAAAGCAUUGCCAGAAAGGAUGUAGUAUUCCUGCUGGAUGGUUCUGAUGGCACUAGGAAUGGCUUUCCAGCAAUGCGUGACUUUGUUCAAAGAGUGGUAGAGAAACUCACUGUGGAGGAGAACAGAGAUCGAGUCUCUGUGGUCCAGUAUAGCAGAGAAUCAGAGGCCCACUUCUAUCUGAACACUUACACAACAAAGGAAGACGUUGUGGACACCGUAAGAGGCCUGAGGCACAAAGGAGGGAGACCCCUCAACACUGGGGCAGCUCUCCAGUAUGUCAGGGACAAUGUCUUUAUUGCCUCCUCCGGAAGUAGGCGCCUUGAAGGUGUUCCACAGAUUCUGAUACUGCUGAAUGGUGGAAGGUCCUUUGACAAUGUAGAUACACCAGCGUCUGCUCUCAAGGAGCUUGGUGUCUUGGUGUUUGGAAUUGGAACAAGGAGCUCUGAUAGCAGAGAAUUACAAAAAUAUCCUAUGACCCCAGUUAUGCUCUUUCCGUGUCUGAAUUUACUGACCUCCCCAACGUCCAACAGCAGCUUCUUUCUGCUAUGAGCACUGUCAUUGUACAGGUCACAACCAUGACACCAACAGUAAUACCAACAAUACUAGUUGAGAGUCAGGCUCCCAGGAGGGAUGUCGUGUUCUUGCUGGAUGGAUCUGAUGGCACUAGGAGUGGAUUCCCAGCAAUGCGGGACUUUGUUCAAAGAGUAGUGGAGACACUCGGUGUGGAUGAGAACAGAGAUCGCGUGGCUGUGGUCCAGUACAGUAAAGAUCCAGCAGCCCAAUUCUAUCUGAACACAUACACAACAAAAGGAGAGAUUCUCAACACUGUAAGAGGUCUGAGACACAAAGGUGGGAGACCUCUUAACACUGGAGCUGCUCUCCAGUAUGUGAGAGACAAUGUCUUUACUGUCUCCUCCGGAAGUCGACGCAUUGAAGGUGUUCCACAGUUACUGAUUCUGCUGAGUGGUGGAAGGUCCUUUGACAAUG